This is a messenger RNA of Scatophagus argus, 2231 nucleotides long. RefSeq names its product desumoylating isopeptidase 1b (gene desi1b). Bases 297 to 788 code for a protein of 163 amino acids. Gene Ontology annotation, biological process: protein modification by small protein removal. The transcript is spliced from 6 exons. Gene Ontology annotation, molecular function: peptidase activity. Lineage: Eukaryota; Metazoa; Chordata; Actinopteri; Scatophagidae. The record is from RefSeq and is a predicted model, not a curated record.
UGUGAAAGCAUUUUUUUGACAGUCAUGUUAAUGUUUACAGUAGAACAGUGACACAGCAUUUUCUGACAGCACCCGGCAACAUCGAACUAGUACUAGGAGGGUUAUUUGCGCUACUUUAUUUCUUGCUUUUCAUUUAAAUAGUCUCUGACUUUUUUUGUUAAAGUUUCUCUCAAAAGUUUUGUUUGUUAGCUACCAUCGAGCAAGCUAGCCGGCAAACUCUUGGCGGAUGUGAGUCUGCUAACUUUAGACUAGGUUAGCUGCAUUUUCAUUUUAAACAAAAAUUCCUUUGCGCCGUUAUGGACCAAACAGACUUUUAUCCAGUGAAACUGUACGUUUACGACUUGUCCAGAGGCAUGGCCCGCCAGCUGAGUCCUGUCAUGCUCGGGAGACAGCUUGAUGGGAUAUGGCACACUGCUGUUGUGGUCCAUGGAAAGGAAUUCUUCUUUUCAGGACAAGGCAUCAACAGCUGUUCACCUGGUGGCAUGGCCUUGGGUCAGCCUGACUGCAUCGUGGACCUUGGCUCCACUGAGGUGCCUGCCGAGAUAUUUACGGAAUACUUGAUUUCACUGGCAGAGUCCACAUACAGAAGUGACAAGUACAACCUGUUUGAUCACAACUGCAACGUUUUCAGCAAUGAGGUGGCUCAGUUCCUCACGGGCAAUAAGAUCCCUUCGUACAUCACAGACCUUACAUCUGAAGUACUGUCCACGCCUUUUGGCCAGGCUCUCCGUCCCUUACUGGAUUCCAUGGUCAUUAAUCCUGGAGGCAACAACAUAACCGGACAGUGAUAGAUGAGGCUGUACACGUUAAAGAGAAUAAUUUAAGCAUUUUGGUGAAAGUGGGACCCUUACCAUCUGCCACCAUCCACACUCUGAUAACAUGUUGGUUGACAGGAUGAUCUUUAUUAUACUGACUUCCAGAUUUGAGAAGAAGACAAUAACAUUUUUAGCUGUUAAAAAGCACUGCACAAGUUAACUAUUUUUAAAAAAGUUCUUUCCUCAGUAUAUGCAGAACUUGGUAUAUAACCUACUUUCUAUACCUUCAUCAUAUUUUAGCCUUAUCAUGCUCUUAACAAGCACUGGCCUUGUCUAUCACCAUGGUAAUGAUGCUCCUUGGGAAAGAGAGUGGAGUUUAAUGCCUCCAUGUUUCCCCUCAUCGCUUCACCUCCUUGUGGUCAUUCACACAGGCUUCAUGCAUUGUGGUUUACCGUGCACAACUGGACUCUGGACUUGAGAAUUUCUCUUCACCUGUUUAUUACAAUUGACCACAUUUCUCCUGAUAUUUGGGCUAAGUUGUGAUUCAUUCUGUUAUUUAAUGUGUGUUAAUAAGUCUGAUAAGGCUUUACCCUCAAAAUGUGUUAACAUUAAUAGCUGAUUUUUUUUGUCUGACUUAGUCUCAGAUCUGUAUUCUCCUAAUCAUUCUUUCCUUUUAACAUGUUAUUUGCAGUUUAGCUUGUUUUCCCUGUGGUCAUUAAUACAACAGGACUGCUCUUAGAGGGCUAAGGCCAGGGUAAAGGGAGAGUUAAAAUGAAGAAAUCAGCUCUCAGUUAGGCAGUUCUGCUGGCCUUUCUUUGCAUCCAGUGUUGUAGAAGAUACAUUUUAACCAAAUGUAAUGGGGUUAUUUUUUGUACUUAUUUGUACAUCUUUUGCUUGCUUCACUUGCCAAAACGGAAGCUGCAUCUUGAAAUUUGUUUGUGUAUACGCGACUAAAUCAGGCAUAGUACAUUUUAUAUCCAGUGAGAUACAUGCCCACAACCACUUACCUACAUGACUGCAGGGCCAUUAACACCCGUUUUCAGGAAAAACAUAUAUCACUGAUGCCAUCACUGUCUUUAUUCUUUAUAAUCUUACAGUAUGAUAGUACAGUUAGCUUCCUGAAUAGUUUCCUUGGAAUUGUUAUUGUGAAUAUACUCACUGUUAGUAUUGCUUAACUUAAUGCUAUUAUGUCUACUUGUUCAUGCUUAGAAGGUGUCUGCUUGUUGUUAAAACAACUAAUUUUUUCACUCUCAGUUUUUAAACUUUUGCACUUAGACUAACCUGUUCCAGAUAAAGUAAACGGUUUUUUAAUCUUUAAUCUUUUACUCAGGAAUCAAUAUAAUCUUUGACACGUUAUUUAUAUAAACGGUGUUCUCAAACCUGUUGAUAAAAAGGGCUCAUCAGUAUUAAAUUUACUGUGACACCCUACAUGUUGUCAAAUGUAUGACAUUAAAAUAUCUUUUAUUUCUUUGAAUU